AUGCCUUCUUCGUCGCAGUACCAGAACCAGCAUGGUGGGUGGAGUCCCCAGGGCGGGCUUCUCCAGUUUAACACCACCACGCAGGCUGUCGAAAGCGGCUCCGCCACCGCGGGCCUCAAGAGCGACACCCACGCCGUGCUGGUGGCACUGAAGGAGGCCCCCUCGGUGCUGUCGGUUCCCGAAAAAAAGAUCAUCCCCAUCGACAAACACGUCGGCAUCUCUUUCGCGGGCUUGGCGGCCCACGCCCGGCAGCUGAGCGACUCCAUGCAGACCAAGUGCCAGAAAAACCGUGCUACGUACGACACGCCGCUGUCCAUCAGCGUACUCGCCACACUUCUCGGAAACCAAAUGCAGGCGGCCACUCAGAGUUACGACCGGCUUCCUUACAAAGUUGGUCUCCUGAUAGCUGGAUAUGACGACCUCGGUCCACACAUCUACCAGGCCUGCAGCCCGUCAGGCGACACCUUCGAAUGCAAGGCCAUGGCUAUCGGGGAUCGCUCUCAGUCGGCCUGCACAUACUUGGAGGAGCACUUGGAUGAGUUCAAGUUGUGCAACCUGGAGGACUUGGUGAAACAUGGUUUGCGGGCGCUGCGCAGCUGCCUUCCCACCGGCGGUAAAUUGACCGCCGAGAACGUGUCGAUUGCCAUCGUCAGUCAGAACGAGAACUUCACCAUCUACGAGGACAAGAGUGUCGCCCCAUAUCUAACUUCAAUCGCUAAGGACCAACAACAACAACCCAGUGAUGAUGAUGCGCCUCCGCCUGCAGCAGCGCCAGAGGACAAAGACUAG
Messenger RNA from Rhipicephalus sanguineus (brown dog tick), 789 nucleotides. Its product is annotated as proteasome subunit alpha type-1. Gene Ontology annotation, cellular component: nucleus; proteasome core complex, alpha-subunit complex; proteasome core complex. The record is from RefSeq and is a predicted model, not a curated record. NCBI's taxonomy places the organism in Eukaryota, Metazoa, Arthropoda, Arachnida, Ixodida, Ixodidae. The transcript has 5 exons. The coding region runs from base 1 to 789 and encodes 262 amino acids.